UGAUGACCUCCCACCUGACUUCAACCCGCGUUGCAGUUGGAGACAUCGCCAUAUUGAUGCACCCUGGAUAAAGUCGCCUUCUACAGCUGUUCCGGUGUUUCCUGGCACGUCGAAAGGUCAUCUUCGUCCCUACCUCAUUGACCCCCUUCCCCUGGGAAGUCACCAUGACUACCAAUUACCCUCCGUGGACACUGUGAAGCGCCGCUCUCGUCGUGCUGCUCUUUUGCAGAAGGCUCGUAAGCCUGAACUUUAUCAUCAGAUUUGGACCAACAAUACAUAUGUUAGGGACAUAAAUAAUUUUGCUUCUAUACUUAAUCUUUCCGAAUGUUGGGUGUGUAUGCAUAUUCCUCCUCAAUCAAAAAGAUCUGGCAUAUUAUUGCAUGGUAUUCCUGUAAAUGCUUCAUAUAAGAUUAGUAAUAAUAUGAAAGAUAAUCGUACUAGUUCACCCCCUGUGUUUUUGUCGCUUGUAGAAACAGCGUCUCAUUGUUUUCAUUUCAAUCGUAAUAGUAGUAAAUUUUUAGGUCAUUAUCCAUAUUGUAAUUGGACCUAUGAGUAUGUUAAUGGAUCUUCUUGUUUUCUUAAUGUUACCACUAUGAGUGGUAGGCCAAAAGUUUUAGUUAAUAAUGUCACGACCAACAUGACUUAUGAACAACAGGCUAUGUGUAGAGAUUUUUAUGUUUGGUUUGAUUGGAUGAAGAAAAGCAGCAAAUCUACAUGUUUGCUUCAAUCUGAUUUAUGGUUAUUUUGUGGUACUAGAGCCUACAAAGAAAUCCCCUUUGCCUUUUCUGGAACGUGCACCUUAGGAAUAGUCAUACCCCUGGUCUAUAAACUGGACAAGCUCCCAGUGGUUCGUUUGCGUAACAAAAGGGAAGUGCGAUCACCUAUCUCUCAAUAUACAGGGACAGCCGUCUCUAGAUCUCUCCUGCCCUCUUUAGGUGCAGGCAUGAAUUACCGUGAUUUGCACAAAUUGGCUAAUUGGACUGAAGCCUUGUUUAAUUCUACUAUCUUGGCCUUAAAAUUAAUUAACAAAGAAAUGUCAGAAAUGAGAGAUGUGACUCUUGAAAAUCGUUAUGCUUUAGAUGUAAUCCUUGCUUCCAAAGGUGGAGUUUGUGCUUUAAUUCAUUCCCAUUGUUGUAUGUAUAUAUCUGAUCAAUCGGCCAAUAUUUCUGCUACUAUUGAUUAUAUGGAACAAAUGAUAGCCCAUAAUCCUUUGAAUCCUCCCGAAGGUUUUGAUCCAUGGGAAUGGUUGUCUUCCUGGUUGCCUAAUAGAGUGUGGUUAAGGAAAAUUUUACUAAUUGUAAUUUUGCUUGUUGCAGGAUUUAUUGUGUUGUGUUGCUGCAUUCAAUGCCUACCCUCUUUGUUUGCUCAAUGUAGUACCUGGUGGUAUCGUCCAAGACCUACCACUGGAGUCACAAGAGGAAUUUACAUUGCAAGAUAUCAGCGUUUAGGAAAUGAAACAAAUGAUUCUGAUUAG
Messenger RNA from Podarcis lilfordi (Lilford's wall lizard), 1474 nucleotides. Lineage: Eukaryota; Metazoa; Chordata; Lepidosauria; Squamata; Lacertidae. The record is from the annotation of a GenBank genome assembly.